Desarmillaria tabescens is the source of this 918-nucleotide messenger RNA. RefSeq lists its product as uncharacterized. Lineage: Eukaryota; Fungi; Basidiomycota; Agaricomycetes; Agaricales; Physalacriaceae. The transcript has 6 exons. The coding region runs from base 142 to 636 and encodes 164 amino acids. The record is from RefSeq and is a predicted model, not a curated record.
CUGGUUCGACCAAGAGUCACUCCUCCAUGCACCUACUUCAAGUUACAUAUGCAUCCCUUCCGUCGUGCCUGAGAAAUGACUGACCCCUGUAGAUGAAACUUCCAUUAUAUUCAGUAACCCUAUCUUUCUUUCUCUCCUCUCAUGAUCUCGGUCCCCCCACACUCUUUUCUCCUCCUGGCCCUCUUGAGCCUUUUGACUGCCAGAGUACUCGCGCAAGCCAAUUUGGAUGUCCCUACGGGUUCGCUCCUGUCACGCAUCACGCCCGGCUCCAUAAACACGACAAUUAUCCCGGACAAAUGUGCAUGGCAAUGCUCCAUUCUUGGGACCAUCAGUAUGUGUGGCCAGAACCAACUCGAGUGCUUCUGCUCCGUAUCGUAUCAGGGUAGGGUCUCUGCUUGCAUAGACUGUUACAUUUCCGCCGACCAGCAGGGAGGAGAGAAAUUAAAUAAACUAUAUCAAACGUCUUGUGAUAACGCUUCAUCGGCGGCUGCUGCUACGCAAACCGCUGCCGAACUGGCUGUAGCCAGCACAACUAAGUCUGCAACAUCCAAAUCCAAUGGAUCUUCGACCCUGAUGGCCUCGUCGAGUUCAGCAUUCAUUUGGAUUGGGUUGGCCAUUAUACUAUAUCAGUUCUAGUGGAUUUACGUGUGGGAGCGUUUCGGGAUUUCAGGGUGGUAUGACGGCCAUGCACAUUCGUUAUUUAACCAAUCCAGCACAUUCAUUUGAUUUUAGCGCACGAAUAUAUUAGAUGAGGGACCCGUCGUAAGAGCGACUGAAGAAUGAUUCCGGACACUUUAUAGCACUGGUCUCCAUGGCUGGUCUAUCAUUGACAGGUACAAAGGUAUAAGCUAGUCCGGAUCCUGUCAUAUCACAUAUAUUUUAGGUGCUCGGUUGCAAGAUCCUCCAAAUGGAAUCGGC